UUGCUCAAGCGCUUAAACUGAUUCGUCUCUAGGCAGUUUAAGGCGUUCGGUCAAGUGUACACGUUACGAAGCCGCAGAGUAAUCGCAGAUAUAUCGGAUCGAUUAAUAGCAAGUGAUUUUCGCCAAAUAAGUAAAAAAUAUUUCAUAUUAUAAACAACUGCGUUUGUGCAUCAGAACGCAAAAUAAUGUCUUCGUCCGAUUACGAUUACGAUUCCGAUGAUAUUAUUGAACUAAUCGACAGACUAGGUCAAGAUUGGAGUGAAACCGGAGAAGAAUCUGAUGACGAAUCUGGAGAACAUUCCGAUGAAGAUUCCGAUGAAGAUUCUGAUGAUUCCGAAGAUGAUUCUGAUGAAGAUUCCGACGAUGAAUCCGGGGAAGAUUCUGAUGAUGAUUCCGAAGAGGAUUCUGAUGAAGAUUCAUCAGAAUCCGAAGAUGAAUACGGAGGAGGUUUGCAUGAAGUUUCUGAAGAUAAAUCCGGAGACGAUUCUGAUGAUGAUUCCGAAGAGGAUUCUGAUGAAUCUUCAUCAGAAUCCGAAGAUGAAUACGGGGGAGGUUUGCAUGAAGUUUCUGAAGAUAAACACGGAGACGAUUCUGAUGACGAUUCCGAAGAGGAUUCUGAUGAAUCUUCAUCAGAAUCCGAAGAUGAAUACGGGGGAGGUCUUGAUAAAGUUUCUGAAGAUAAACGCGGAGACGAUUCUGAUGACGAUUCCGAAGAAUAACCCGGAGAAGAUUCUGAUAAAGAUUCCGAAGGGUGAUGUAAUUUUGCAUAUUUGUAACAUCAUUAAUAAAUAAAUAUAAUGAUGAAUUCAACUUCAAUAUCACUAAAUGAAUAAAUAAAAUUACUUUUGAUUUUUA
Messenger RNA from Trichogramma pretiosum, 855 nucleotides. RefSeq names its product clumping factor B-like. The record is from RefSeq and is a predicted model, not a curated record. Bases 186 to 719 code for a protein of 177 amino acids. Lineage: Eukaryota; Metazoa; Arthropoda; Insecta; Hymenoptera; Trichogrammatidae. The transcript has a single exon.